CCCCAUUUUCGAGGAGGUGGUAGUGAGGAAGGACAGUGUACGAGACGCUACCCUACGGAAACCAACGGAUCGCCCCUCUCCGCGAGAACUGCCGGGCAGGCGGCGGGAAAGGGCAAGACGGGCGUCCCGCACGGGAAGGAGCCAGGAAGCCACGCGGGAGGGCGCGCGACGCGCCCCUUUUUCAGCAGUGUGGCGGGGUCGCACGCACGCCCGCCUCGGCGGCUGGGCGCGGUUUGCGACAGUGGGGGUGGCGGCGGCGCUGGCGGCGGCGGCAGCAGCUUUGCGGCAGGCUCGGGCCGGGCGUGCUUGACGGCGGUGUGGCGCAGGCCCCGCCCCCGGCGGCAGGAGCCCGCGGGGAGGCGGAGGAACAUGUCCGAGAGGGACGGCGCGGCGCCGGCGGGAAGCGACAUGCCGGCGGCCAAGAAGCAGAAGCUGAGCAGCGACGAGAACAGCAACCCGGACCUGUCCGGCGACGAGAACGAUGAUGCUGUCAGUAUAGAAAGUGGAACAAACACUGAACGCCCUGAUACACCUACGAACACUCCAAAUGCACCUGGAAGAAAAAGUUGGGGGAAGGGAAAGUGGAAGUCAAAGAAAUGCAAAUAUUCUUUCAGAUGCGUAAAUAGCCUCAAGGAAGAUCAUAACCAACCGUUGUUUGGAGUUCAGUUUAAUUGGCACAGUAAAGAAGGAGAUCCAUUAGUUUUUGCAACUGUAGGAAGUAACAGAGUUACUUUAUAUGAAUGCCACUCACAAGGAGAAAUCCGGUUGUUGCAAUCUUAUGUGGAUGCUGAUGCUGAUGAAAAUUUUUAUACUUGUGCAUGGACAUACGAUAGCAAUACAAGCCAUCCUUUGCUAGCUGUGGCUGGGUCCAGAGGCAUAAUUAGGAUAAUUAAUCCCAUAACAAUGCAGUGUAUAAAGCACUAUGUUGGCCAUGGAAAUGCUAUCAAUGAACUGAAAUUCCACCCAAGAGAUCCAAAUCUUCUCUUGUCUGUAAGUAAAGAUCAUGCCUUACGAUUAUGGAAUAUUCAAACAGACACUCUUGUCGCAAUAUUUGGAGGUGUAGAAGGACACAGAGAUGAAGUUUUGAGUGCUGAUUAUGAUCUUUUGGGUGAAAAAAUAAUGUCCUGUGGUAUGGAUCACUCACUUAAACUUUGGAGAAUCAAUUCAAAGAGAAUGAUAAAUGCAAUUAAGGAAUCUUAUGAUUAUAACCCAAAUAAAACAAACAGGCCAUUUAUUUCUCAGAAAAUUCACUUUCCUGACUUUUCUACCAGAGACAUUCAUAGGAAUUAUGUGGAUUGUGUACGAUGGUUAGGUGAUUUGAUACUUUCCAAGAGUGGCCGUGCCAUUUUACAUUCCCACCAGAAAUGUAAGAAAGAUCCAGUGUCUUCGAGUCUUCGCCGACAUUUGUCUUGUGAAAAUGCUAUUGUGUGCUGGAAGCCUGGCAAAAUGGAAGAUGACAUAGAUAAAAUUAAACCCAGUGAAUCUAAUGUCACUAUUCUUGGACGGUUUGAUUACAGCCAGUGUGAUAUUUGGUACAUGAGGUUUUCUAUGGAUUUCUGGCAAAAGAUGCUUGCAUUAGGCAAUCAGGUUGGCAAACUUUAUGUCUGGGAUUUAGAAGUAGAAGAUCCUCAUAAGGCCAAAUGCACAACCUUGACGCACCAUAAGUGUGGCUCGGCCAUUCGACAGACCAGCUUCAGCAGGGACAGCAGCAUUCUCAUCGCCGUGUGUGAUGACGCCAGCAUUUGGCGCUGGGACCGACUGCGAUAAAACACGUUUUUCCUCAUGAAAAUUAGAGUAUGUUUUCUGUGUAACAUGGGAUUAAUGUAUCUUACUAGUAAGAGCACAUAGAACAUUUAGAGUUGUCUUUUGGCAUUCAAUCAGGCUGAGCUGAAUGUAGUGAUGUUUACAUUGUUUACACUCUUUGUACUGUCUCCUGCUCAGACUCUACUGCUUUUAAUAAAAACUAUUUUUAUAAAUGUUUGUGUAUUUUAUUUUCAUUGUGAUGAAUUGUUGCAAGCAAUAAAUUUUUGUCAUGU
Messenger RNA from Sorex fumeus (smoky shrew), 2036 nucleotides. It is a transcript of the gene EED, whose product is annotated as embryonic ectoderm development. Gene Ontology annotation, biological process: negative regulation of transcription by RNA polymerase II. The transcript has 13 exons. Gene Ontology annotation, cellular component: ESC/E(Z) complex. Bases 370 to 1767 code for a protein of 465 amino acids. Gene Ontology annotation, molecular function: nucleosome binding; protein binding. The record is from RefSeq and is a predicted model, not a curated record. Lineage: Eukaryota; Metazoa; Chordata; Mammalia; Eulipotyphla; Soricidae.